Molecule: messenger RNA, 1151 nt
Organism: Geodia barretti
Lineage: Eukaryota; Metazoa; Porifera; Demospongiae; Tetractinellida; Geodiidae
Source: the annotation of a GenBank genome assembly
CCAUCUAUCUUGUGGUACAGAUGCAGAUGCGCUACAACCGUUCCCCGUCUUCUGGAAUGGACCCCUCGCUGGGGGGCGGCUACGGAGCCGGGAACCACGCGGCCCCUGCCGCUGCUCUCUCUCGCUCCAAGGGAAUCACCACCAUGACAACCAUGACCAUCUCUAACCUCUCCGACACAGUCUCCAAGAAUGACAUCGCUGAGCUAUGUGGGGCGGUGGGCUCCCUGGAAACGGUUGCCAUGGUGGCGCCGGGUGUAGCGGAGGUGGUGUUCAAGUACAAGGACGAUGCUCUUGAGGCGUUCAAGAAGUACAAUCAGAGGAACCUGGACGGACAGCCGAUGAUCUGUAAACUUCAGGCCACUUCGCGAGGCCGCGCCAUGCACACUGGAGGAAGUGGAGGAGGCUAUGGAGGAAUGAGGGGAGGCUAUAUGGACAGCUAUGGUGGAGACUUUAGUUACAACUCCAACAAUUUCUACUGAUGUCGUCAGUCGGUGACCUGUGGAAGCCAUUUGGACAGCAUUUCUCUUGGAUUUCGUAUUAAAAUGAUCAUUACGUGGACCUUGUUAUUGCUCUUUGAUGUAAUUACAUGGAACCUCUCAUUAUAUGAAACACAUUGUGUCAGUGAUUCACAUGAAAUAAGAGUAGUGAAAGCGAGAAGGAUAAAAGUGAAAGUUUGACAGAAAGUAGCAUGGGGUGUUAUAUAGAGGUCAUGUGAUGCAUGAUUGUGGACAGGAUUCACAAAAGUAGAAUGAUGUUUUGAAUGAUUGAGAUCAUUAGUACGUAAAGGAAUAGAUAAUAUAGUUAGCAUGAAGACGGAUGGUGUGAGGUUAGGGUGAAGAAGUUUGAUGGACUAGGUUCCAGGGGAGUGGCUGGUGGCUGACGACAGCUGCUGCUGAACCUGCUCCUGGAGCAUCAUCUGCUGCUCGUGUUUCCUCUGGUGGUAGGCCUGCAUCUCCCUCUCAUACCUCUUCUUGUCCUCGUUGUACUUCAGGUAGUACUUCUGGAGAGGAAAACAGAACUCACAGAAACAGACAGGGGGGGAAAUGUCAGCUGCAACCCAGCCGUUUGGGUUUCAACAUAUAAACGUGUGCUUGGUAGAUGUGAUUUGUUGAGAGAAGCCAUUCCCAGUAGUAUUGGCCAGCAAGAAGGGG